AUGGACAUUUGGAAUUUGGCCAAGGAAAAGCUGCGUCAAAAUGAAGACCUGAGGUUGAGAGAGCGAUUGGAUGACAAAAACAGCGAAGGAGGUCAUGAGAAAAGUGCAACCCAUAUGAUAAUCUGCGGGAAUUCUCAGUCGGGGAAAUCUACAAUGGUAAACAAGUUUCUGGACAGGAAACGAGGAUCCCAAAGAGACCGUAGCACUGGAAACAAAGACGUCUGUCACAUCUGGGAGCUCGGAGGCGGCACCAAACUCGUACAACUUCUUGCAAUUCCUCUCGUGAAAGAGAACAUUGAAUCGGCAUCCAUUGUUCUCGUGCUCGAUCUGACCCGUCCAUACGAGCUGUGGAUCACUAUGGAAGCGCUCAUGUCUGGCGCCUCCAGUUACGUCGAAACCGCCAUCAAAAACCUCCCAGAAAGCAGACAGGCAAAGAUCAGGAACCGAAUGGCCGCUAGGGUGGCCGAGUAUAAAGUUUGGUCCGAAAACCUUCCUGGGCCAAACGGAAAUAUACGCUUGCUUCAAAAGCGAUCGGGAAAGAUCUGA
Ostertagia ostertagi is the source of this 546-nucleotide messenger RNA. The record is from the annotation of a GenBank genome assembly. NCBI's taxonomy places the organism in Eukaryota, Metazoa, Nematoda, Chromadorea, Rhabditida, Trichostrongylidae.